AUGUUAUUUGCUCGAGAUAAUAUCGUCCUGUACCUCAUGCAGCUGAUAGCACUGGAAGUCUCCUACAUUGUCCUCGGGCUGGACAGCGUGCACAUCAAGGUGCCGAUGGCGGUGCCACUCGGGACGAGUGCGACCCUCGUCUGCGAGUGCGACCUGUCGGACGAGGACCUCUACUCGGUCAAGUGGUACAAGGGGAAGCACGAGUUCUUCCGCUACACCUCGAAGGAGAUACCGUCGAUCAAGAUCUUCCCGAAGGCCGGCAUCAGCGUGAACGUGAACCUCUCCAACGCCAGCCAUCUGGUGCUGGACGGUAUCGAGCCGCUAAGCAGUGGCCGGUACAGCUGCGAGAUAACCGAGGCGGCCCCGUCGUUCCACACGAAGAUUGCCACCCGGACGAUGCACGUGGUCGACCUGCCGGUGGCCGGUGGCCCUCGGAUCGACGACAUGAAAUCCUACUACGGCGCGGACGAGUUCCUCGAGGUGAAGUGCAUCGCCGGGGCGUCCUUGCCGGCGGCCAAACUAACGUGGCUAAUCAACGACCGGCCGCUCCUGCAGCCGCUGGUGGCCCCGUCGCGGUUGGAGUCCGUCACGCUGCCGGCCACUGCCGAGCCGCCGUCCGGCGAGCUUUCCACCGCCAGCAGUGCGGACAACCUUAGCAAUAGUAGCAAGCGGUACAGUGGUAAGAAAAAGGUGCCACUGAAGUCUUCCUCCCAGCAGCACCACCACCACCAGCAGCCGGAGCCGUUCGAACUGGUUGCCCCGGGCGAGGGUGAAGAGAGUUCCAGCACAAGGCCACGGCGAAUGGCGCUGGCUACGUCCCAGGCAAACUUGGUGAUGCUUGGUGCGGUGGCUCCAACGUUGAGCUCCAGCCUCGUGGCGAGGACUGUGGCCGGCAACACAUCGGUGGCCGGUGGGAGUGAAACGCGAAAGGCCACGACGACAAGCCAGCGCUACGAGAUCGCCGUGUCGCAUCUGAAGCUGCUUUCUAGUGUGGAGUGCAUCGCGCGUAUCUUCGAUCUCUACGAGCGGUCGGCGGUCGAGACGGCGGACGAGAACUAUCCCCAGGUGCGGGUGCUCUCCAACAGCGACAACGGUGUGCACUUUUCCUUCAUGAGCGACAAGGACGAAGCAUCCUCGUCGGCAGCUCGUCACUCACCACCGACGCUGGGGUGGAUCCUUGAAGGUGCGGCCCAGUUCGCGAGCUUCAUCGCUUCGCGAUCACCAUUCCCGUUGGCCUGCAGGACAUCUUUACCCACCGUCUGGAGCGAGGCUCGUUACUUUGGCUAA
Anopheles bellator is the source of this 1287-nucleotide messenger RNA. RefSeq lists its product as uncharacterized. Bases 1 to 1287 code for a protein of 428 amino acids. The record is from RefSeq and is a predicted model, not a curated record. NCBI's taxonomy places the organism in Eukaryota, Metazoa, Arthropoda, Insecta, Diptera, Culicidae. The transcript has 6 exons.